Seminavis robusta is the source of this 1230-nucleotide messenger RNA. The record is from the annotation of a GenBank genome assembly. Lineage: Eukaryota; Bacillariophyta; Bacillariophyceae; Naviculales; Naviculaceae.
AUGGCUCAAGUAGCAGCAGUCCCACAGCCGGCGGCCAAGGCUUACCCAGAGGAUGAUGCAUCUGUGGACACGAACGAUGCCCUGUUGGAAAUGUUGGGUCUUGCCAUCGAUCCAUCCGCCGAUGGUGUGACAACAAAUGAUUCCUGUUCUCCACCGUUGACUUCUAUUCUCGUCAUGGACGAAGAAGAAGAUCCUGCCUCAGGCGACGACAUUGACUGUCACUCGAAGAACAAUCCUCUUCUUGUUUCCAUCCAACCUAUUCCCUUGCCUCCCCGCUGCGCUCGUUACGGUCAAUCUGCAAAUAAUGCCGUGGCCGUGGUGGUGGACCAUUUCGUUUCCGCUGCGGAGUGUCGGGAUAUUUUGGAGUUGGCACAAACGGACGCUCGUGGAUUUCAGUACAUUACCGAAGCCUCUCAUACGGCACCCGACGGGACACUCUAUAAAGUUCCACUCCAGCAUCCCAAUCCACACAAAUUGGCCGUGUUUGAAAAUCACAAAAUGGUGGACCGACUUUGGAAGCGCAUGGUCGACACGAAAUUACUGCUGAAGUCGACACUCUUGCGUCAUUGUAAUAAAUUUGGUCCUCCGCGUGGAUUGAAUCCUCGAUUGCGCGUACUGCAGUACGAUGCCCAAGAUCAAGAUCGAUUCGAACCCCAUUUUGAUGCCACCACUCGUGUCGGAACAUCAUUCGUUUCCCGCAUUACCGUCUUGCUGUAUUUGAACGACGGCGGUGGAGUGGAUUUCGAAGGAGGCGAAACACGCUUUUUGAAUGCCCACAUUUCCAAUUUUAACAACCAGCACACAACGGCUAGUAGUAGUUCCGAGGAGGAAGACCACUCGAAUGACGGACAACAUGUCAUUACUCCUCAAACGGGACGACUCGUCUUGUUUGAGCAUGACUUGUAUCAUGCCGGAGCACCGCUUCAAUGGGGAACCAAGCAUGUCUUGCGAACGGAUAUCGUCUUUGAGGACGAUGAUAGUGACGACGCCCCUGACACACCACCACAAGAUGGCACACCACCACCCAAGCCAUUGUUGGUGCACGACUUUUGCCAAGAAUGGACCGAUCAAAAUCGAGCCGUCUUGGACGAUCUGGGCGUAUUGCACGGGACUUUGGAAUCCUUUCUCGUCCCGGGCGUGGGGUUGCUCACGCAAUUGUUGCUCGAAGGGGGGAUUCCACGUCCCCAAAUUGAUCAGCUCUUAAAAGUGGUCCAAGAGCAUGUCAAGUAA